UUCGAAGUCGUGCAUUUGUUGUGAAACAACGUAUAACGUGCAGUAGAAAGUAGAUGGAUACCAUCAUCAGGUCGACGAAUGGUUUAUGUCAGUGAUGAGUGGUCAUUGACUAUUCACUUAUGUGAUCAUAAGAAUUUUAUUUUUCGUCCAAGUUUAUUUUCGUAUUGAAUUUUAUUGUACAUAAUGUCUUAUUUAAGCUCUGAUUACAGAGGCAAAGUGAAUAAUUUGUCCUUUAACCAGGAUAAUGGCUGUUUUUCAUGUGCAAUGGAUGAUGGAGCCAGAAUAUAUAAUGUUGAACCCUUAAGGGAAAAGUUGCAUUUAGAUGCUGCAACCGUGGGCAGUGUUUCGCUGUGCGAAAUGCUUAAUCGAACGAAUAUUGUAGCCAUUGUUGGGGGCAGUGGUCCUAAGCAGAAGUAUGCUGACAAUACAGUUCUACUUUGGGACAAUUUGGCUAAUAAAUUUGUUGCUGAAGUUACAUUUUCAACACCAGUUCUGAGUGUUCGGCUAAAGAAAGAUAGGUUAUUUGUAGCUGUAUAUUCUAAAGUACAUGUGUUCAGCUUUCCUUGUGAUCCAAGAAAACUUUUUUCCUUUAAUACAGGAGCUAAUCCUAGAGGAUUACUUCAAGUUAGUCCUUUUCCAAGCUCUGAACGCCAAGUAUUAGUGUUUCCUGGUAGUUAUGCUGGUAGCAUUCAAAUUGUGGAUUUAUCAAAGAUAAAUUCCACCACUUCUGGUGCUCCCAUAGUUAUAGAUGCUCAUACUACAGAAAUUGCUUAUAUUGCUCUUAAUCGACAAGGCACUCUUGUUGCUACAGCAUCAAUAAAGGGUACUCUUAUUAGAGUAUUUGAUACAUUAUCAAGACAAAAAAUUAUUGAAUUGCGACGAGGGUCUGAUUCAGCUGCAUUUUACUGUAUAAAUUUUAGUUGUGACUCAGACUAUUUAUGUGCGUCCAGUGAUAAGGGUACUGUUCACAUUUUUGCUUUGAGACAAGCCUCUUUGAACAAAAGACUUUUACCUUUUACCGGAAAAUUAUCAGCUGCAUGGGUGGGCUCGUAUGUUUCUGAAUCACAAUGGGCCUUUGCAAACUUCACAGUUCAACAGGAAAAUAAAUGUAUAUGUGCUUUUGGGCCCAAUUCAACUGUCUAUGCUGUGUGCAAGGAUGGGUCCUUUUACAAAUAUGUUUAUACGAGUGAUGGCAGUUGUAAUCGAGAAGCAUACGAUCUAUACUUAGAUUUGUGCAAUGAUUACAAUUUUGGAUAAAAAAAAAGUCCAAAUUAUUAUUGGGUGGUUUUUUAUGCGGAAGAAAAGAACAAGAAAAUUUAGUCUUCGCACCAUAAAAUUAUUCUGCAAUUGAACUUUCACCAUGAUCAAUUCAGCUCUUAAAAAAUGGUAAUAAUGAAUAUAAAUGAAAAGUAAGAGCUUGUAUUUCAAAUCAUCACAUAUGUCUUUCAAAAGUGGUUAUCAGAAUUUUCAAAAGUGGCUGGAAGUUGAAAAAUACUCUUUAUUUAAUAAAAAUUGAGAUUCAGUACAUGUAAUGGGAAAACUAACUCAUUUUUAAACAGUUAUUUAAAAAUCUGAACUGUCAAAAUAAUAUAAAUGAAUUGUAUGCUUUAAAAAAAAUUGAAUACCAAUUUCCCAGACUUUUUCUCUGGCUAUUAGUGUGCUCAGGACCAUAAAAACAACCAAAAUGAUGAAUAUGAACAUCUGUAAUUUUGAAAAGAAGCAGAUUUCAUUAUUCUUUUUCUAAAAAAAACCUAGUCUUUGAAUUUUGGAUUCCUGGACUGAAAAGGAAGCAUGCUAGAGAAGCCGUUGUUUGCAAAUGAAUGUGUGGUCAUUGCACAAUAGAGUGUUGUGAGCUGUUUUAUUGGACAUGCAAAUUAUGAAUAUAUAUCUGGAAUGAUAUAUAAUAUUGAAUGUUUUUCAAAGAUAUUGUAUGUUAAAAGUCCAAAGAUCAUAGAGGAUUUAUAGAAACCUUUAUGUAAAGCACUGUACAACUGAAUUAAUGUGUAAACUGUUUGUAAAAAUUGACAUUUAUUCACAUGAAGCCCUGGUAACAAAAAUGCUUUACAUUUUUUGUUUUUGACCAUUGAUUUUUUUUAUUGUAAAUACCAUAUUAUAUGGGUUUUUUUCUUUAUUAAUUUUUAGUUCUCCAUUAGCCUUUUUGAAGUAGUAUUUGAUUUAUAUUGCAAUAUAUAACUCCAAGCUUCUUCAGUUAUGAGUUUUUCAACACUUAAUGGAACAGUAUUAGAGUAUCAAGAAAGCACUUUACAGCAUCUUCUUUAAAAUCCAUUACAUUGGUAACAAAAAAAAAAAAAAAAAAAAAAAAAAAAAAAGAUUAUAAGAAGCUUAAUCAAACAUUUUCUCAUCAAAAUCUUUAAUUUUUAAAAAAAUAAAUUGCUCAUUUUGUUAUAAGGUGUGUUUUUUAAAUAUAUAUAUAUAUCUACUUAAUUUUUAAAAAUGAUUCUUGGAUUUAAAUUAUAAAACUUUGAACUUCUUCAAUUGUGGGUUGCGAUGCUAAUAGAUAAAUUAGCAUUGCAAUACACAUUGCAAUUUAAAAUAGUAUUAGAAGUAGCAGAAAGCUUUUCACAACAUGCUCUUUAAAACUAAUAAAUGGUGGUAAUCCAAAAAACAUUGAAAAUAAUUGGUUAAAAUAGUUCCAUCAAGAUCUGCCAAAUUAUUAAAAAUAGUAAUUUGACAGACUGAAUUUGCUUCAUUUUUUUCUUACUUCCCAUUUCUGGAAUCACUGAAAAUAUUUCAAACAAAAAUUGUCUGAUGAAAAUUUUUUCCUUACAAUGUAAAGAAAAAUAAUAAGCUCUGCAUCAUUUUAUUCAAAAUUUGCUACUUUUUAAAUUUUUACUAGUUUACACCAAAACUUUCCUAAUAAUCUUGAGUAUUGCUUUAAUUCUUUUAUUUAAACCCUUUCGCCCAUAAUAUUAAAACUUGGGACAUGAAAAAAAACUGCUGAACUGUUCUUUGAAUACCAUUUAGUGGGCUCUGCUAAUAAAUGAAAUAUUUUGUGUGUGUAUUUAGCAAUUUCUAAUGAAUUCAGUGGUAAAUGUAUAUCUGUAAAGUAUUGAUUUUGUGAAUGAGAGAUUGUACAGUGCCAUUGUUUGUUCCUGCAUGCAACAUUUUUGCUUAUUAAGGCAACUAAGUCAUGAUAAUUGUAUAUAUAGAGUUGCAUGAUACGAGAUUUUAUUAAACCUGUCCUUGAAUGCGCAAAACUUUUUGAUGAAUGUGAUUCUGUACAGUAAACUAUGUCGAAUAGGGAAAAUACUGUUUUCUUGCCUUCCCCCCUCAUAAAAAUUAUUAUAUAGAAAAUGUGAUCUUCUAUUGGCUAUUAUUUUAAUGAUGUUUCUGUUACUUUAAAUCGAAAUUUAUCUGAACUUUCUCGUGGUUCAUUUUUUUAAACUGAGUAUGAAAUUUAUUGUUCAUGAAUGAUCAAUUUCAGUAUUAAAUUAGCUGUAAGUUCUUUUUUAAUGAAAUUUGUUUGAUUUUAGCUCUGCCCUUCCUCUCCUUUUUCAGAAAAUACUAUGCUUAUAGUAUAUUGCAUGUAAGUGCAAUUGCUUUUUUUUUUUUUUUUUUUUUUUUUUUAGAGAGGGGUUUUUAAAGUGGUUGUUUUUUUAAGGGGAGGGGAGUUUAAUGAUACAAUUUGUUGCAUCUAAUUCAGUUAUUAAGAAUUAAUAUGUAUCAUUCACUUGAUGGAAAAGUAUGCAAGAUUUUCCAUGUUUUUGUAUGAAGAACUUCAAGUCAUGUAUUUUUGUCCUUGAAAUAAUGUUAUAAUUUCAUUUAAAUAUAUGUCACUGGUGAUUCAUAUUUCACUAAGGCAAGUAACAGUGAUAAACCAAAAUUGGCAAGUUUCAAAGACAUCUUUUAUUAAUUCCAAUUUAUUGUUUUCUUCCACAUGGAUAAAGCCAUUUCUUGUUCAUAAGCAACUUUUUCACAGUUUAAAUUGAAUUCAUAAUCCUUGUUUAUUCAUUUCACACAUAAAUUUUGAAGAAAUAAGAAAUGAAGCUGUGUCUUCUGAUCCAACUAUUUUAUUUCUUGUAUCAGUAAUGUAGUGUUAUUACUUACUUUUGGAAAAACAAUGUUUAUAUUAUUGUUUUUAUAUACACUUUUGUCUUAUAAGAAUCUGCUUAGAUGACUUCCAUGAAUCAUAGAUAUCUCAAAUUUUUAGUAAGUUGAUUCAAGAAUGGAAAACAUGCUUUGGAUUUGUUAAGACCUGUUAAAAGUUAAAUUUUUGAGGCUGAACAGGAAUACUUACACAAGUAUUAAUGUAAUACUUUGGAUCUUAGCUUUGUUUUCCUUCUGUUAUUGCUCAUACUAGUGUGUAUUUGCUGAUGAGACUAAUUAUUAUCUGUGAUUUUAUUUAUUUCUUAGUGAUAUUUUAUUUUGUGAUACUUAUAUCAAAUAGAGAAUAUCACAUUGAUGCCUCAUAGAAAAAUGGCAAAUUUUGUCAUUGUGUUAUUUAUGUAUAUAAAUUUUAAAAUGCUUGAAAGAAUGGUUGAUUUUCCCAAUAAUAUUCUUAGCAUUUUUUAAAUAUGUAUAAAAGAGUGAUAAUUCUUCUUAUUAAAUAUUUUAGUAUGUUUUUCCCAUUAGAUUGGCAAUCAGGAAUAAAUUUUUUUCUUCUUAUUGUGGCAUAUUUUUUAGAGCUAAAAAUUUGUCAAAAGCAAAUCUUUAAUUCUAUAUUGAUUGCUAUAAAUUGAAGCCUUAUGUAAAUAAUAUGCCAAUAUAUAUGUGUGCAUUUUAAAUAGUGUAUGUCUUGACGUAAAUAUCUGUACAUGAUAUAUCUAUAAACUAUUUAAGAGCUAUAAAUGCAUUGUCCAUUGUACUUUCAUUUGAAGUUAAAUGGGAAAUCAUUCAUUCUUGUUUAUCUUUAAAAAAUUGUACAAAGUAUAUUUUAAACUGAAUUGUUAUGUGAAUAAGCACAAAUAUGUAUAAUUCACAGUUGCCAACAAUCUGUUAGAUGUGCACUGUACAGGUGUUUAUAUAUAUUUUUAAUAAAUGAGUGU
Argiope bruennichi is the source of this 5006-nucleotide messenger RNA. RefSeq names its product WD repeat domain phosphoinositide-interacting protein 4-like. Bases 184 to 1257 code for a protein of 357 amino acids. Gene Ontology annotation, molecular function: phosphatidylinositol-3,5-bisphosphate binding; protein binding; phosphatidylinositol-3-phosphate binding. Lineage: Eukaryota; Metazoa; Arthropoda; Arachnida; Araneae; Araneidae. The record is from RefSeq and is a predicted model, not a curated record. Gene Ontology annotation, cellular component: cytosol; extrinsic component of membrane; phagophore assembly site membrane. The transcript has 12 exons. Gene Ontology annotation, biological process: protein localization to phagophore assembly site; autophagy of mitochondrion; protein lipidation.